CCCCGCUCCUUGCUCGUGCACGGGGGGUGGGGUGGCCUCUCCUCUGGGGCCCAUGGAGCUGCCCACCGUCCACAAGUGUCUCCAACUCAAUAAUGAAAACGAACAGCUACUUAGGAAGUUGAAAAGGCUGCGUAGAAAAAAUCAACAGCUAGAAAAUGAUUUGGCUCAGAUCCAGGAGAAACUGCAUCUGGAGCAGUUAAUGCAUGACUAUGUCACAAGCAGAGAUGUUCAGGUUCAAACAGAAUCCCACUUAUGGCACAAGGGAGGUGGCAGUCACAACAAGGAAAUGAAAGUAGCAAGCGAAAGUGCCAGAAUACUUCAGAUGUAUAAUAACCUGCAGAAACAUUAUGACAGAGAAAUCAAAAUAAACCAGGAACAAAGUGAAACAAUUAAAAAUCUCACUAUUAAAAUUCAUGAGCUAGAGCAUCAACUUCAACUACAAAAGCAAAGAAUUGAGCAGCUGGAAUGUAAAAAGGUCUCCCAGAAGGACAACACUGUUUCUGGAAUAAGGACUCCAACAGCAGAGAGAGAAGUAACAUUUUCUCAUAGAUGCAUAUGUAAAAAGAAGGAAGCCUGUUCUUGCAAAUAUUUAGAGCUAUUGCUGCUUGAGAUUCAAAAGCUGAAGAAAAAAAAUGAGAAGUUGUCUAGAGAAAGGAGAAUGCAAAGAAAUGAAUUACCUGGAUUAGACAAGGAAUUUUUCGACGAGAUAGAAGAUUUAAAGUAUGCUCUACAAGAAUCAAUAAAACUGAAUAAUCAGUAUGAAAAGUGCUUGAAACACAUAAGUUCAACAUAUGGAUUUGCUUUUGCCGCACCUUAUACGACUAUUACUAGUUACAAAACUUAAUAGAAAUUAAACAUUCCAUUUAGAUUUUUAGUGUUGAAUUCUCUCCCCCAAACACGACCAACCUGGUUACCAGGUUAGCACUUCAUUUUCCACAAUAAAAUCAUGACUUCCUUGACUCUAACAUGCAAUUUUACAGUGUUCUGUAUCUUUUACGAUGACCUUGUGCCUUUGUUAUAUAGUUUUUGAAUAAACUAUCCUUUUACC
Molecule: messenger RNA, 1048 nt
Organism: Emys orbicularis (European pond turtle)
Lineage: Eukaryota; Metazoa; Chordata; Testudines; Emydidae
Product: centrosomal protein of 290 kDa-like
Exons: 7
Coding region: 53-844 (263 amino acids)
Source: RefSeq, a predicted model, not a curated record